AUCUCUCCCUUUCGUCUCCAUGGAGAUCCACCGCCUCGGCUUGCCAGCAUCCCAGCCUCUGCCAGGGAUUCUGAGCUGGGCUUGGUUCAUACCUCCUCCAGAGCCCUGCGCUGACAGCUAGGCAGAGCUACUGAGGAGCCCAUCCCCCUGCUCCACCCUCCACCUGCUCCGCUAGCCCUCUAGCCGUCCUACCGGCAAAAGGUCUCUGUGGGCUUCCUCUGAGCAUCGGACCCUCUGCCGUUCCAGCCUCCCAUGCCGAGGCCCGCCCUGUCAGUCGCUGCUUUUUGUCACCGGCUUGGCAAACGGGAGGGCAAACGAAGCUUCAUGGGAAACAGCAGCAACAGUUGGGUUCUCCCCAGGGAGGAGGCACAAGGCCGGAUGGGCCAGGCUGUGCAGGGAGGGACCAGGACAAGCAGGUCCCAUGCAUCGUUCCCCAAGCUGGAGCUGGGCCUGGGACACCGUCCCUCCCCAACCCGGGAGCCGCCUACCUGCUCCAUCUGUCUGGAAAGGCUUCGAGAGCCCAUCUCCCUGGACUGUGGCCAUGACUUCUGCAUCCGAUGCUUCAGCACCCAUCGCAUCCCAGGCUGUGAGCUACCGUGCUGCCCCGAAUGCCGGAAAAUCUGUAAGCAAAAGAAGGGCCUCCGCAGUCUAGGGGAGAGGAUGAAGCUCCUGCCUCAGCGGCCGCUGCCCCCCGCCCUGCAGGAGACCUGUGCUGUGAGAGCCGAACGGCUGCUGUUGGUGCGUAUCAACGCCUCUGGAGGCCUCAUCCUCAGGAUGGGGGCCAUCAACCGCUGUCUGAAGCAUCCUCUGGCCAGAGACACACCUGUCUGCUUGCUUGCUGUCCUGGGAGAGCAGCACUCAGGAAAGUCUUUCCUCCUGGACCAGUUGCUCAGAGGCUUACCAGGCCUGGAAUCUGGUGACAAUGGCAGGCCCAGGGCAGAGGGGUCCCUGCCUGGGAUCAGAUGGGGUGCUAACGGCCUCACCAGGGGCAUCUGGAUGUGGAGUCACCCUUUCCUGCUGGGCAAAGAAGGGAAGAAGGUGGCUGUGUUCUUAGUGGACACAGGAGAUGUCAUGAGCCCAGAACUGAGCAGGGAAACAAGGGUCAAGCUGUGUGCUCUCACCACAAUGCUCAGCUCCUACCAGAUCCUGAACACCUCUCAAGAGCUGAAGGACACAGACCUGGGCUAUCUGGAGAUGUUCGUUCAUGUGGCUGAGGUGAUGGGCAAGCAUUAUGGGAUGGUGCCAAUCCAGCAUCUGGACCUCUUAGUUCGUGAUUCUUCCCAUCACAAUAAGUCAGGGCAAGGGCACAUGGGUGACAUACUCCAGAAGCUGUCCGGAAAAUACCCCAAGGUCCAGGAGCUGCUCCUAGGGAAACGGGCCCGCUGUUACCUCCUGCCUGCUCCUGAGAGGCAGUGGGUAAACAAAGGCCAAGGAGGCAACACAGAAGAUGACUUCUCCCACUAUUUCCGGACCUACAUCUCCGAUGUGCUGAGCACAGCCCCUCAGCAUGCCAAGAGCCGCUGCCAAGGGUACUGGAGUGAGGGGCGUGCCAUUGCCAGGGGGGACAGACGCCUGCUCACAGGGCAGCAGCUAGCACAGGAAAUCAAGAACCUCUCUGGCUGGAUGGGGAAGACCGGGCCCAGUUUCAGCUCUCCGGAUGAGAUGGCUGCUCAGCUUCAUGACCUGAGGAGAGUGGAAGCUGCCAAGAAGGAGUUUGAGGAAUAUGUGAGACAGCAGGACAUAGCCACCAAGCGCAUCUUCUCCGCGCUACGAGUCCUGCCCGACACCAUGCGGAACCUCCUCUCUACCCAGAAAGAUGCCAUCUUGGCCCGCCAUGGCGUGGCCAUGUUGUGCAAGGAGAGGGAGCAGGCCUUGCAGGCCCUGGAAGCUGAGCUGCAGGCGGAGGCCAAGGCCUUCAUGGACUCCUACACCAUGCGCUUCUGUGGCCACCUGGCCGCGGUAGGGGGCGCUGUGGGUGCUGGGCUCAUGGGCCUGGCAGGAGGUGUGGUGGGUGCAGGCAUGGCAGCAGCAGCGUUGGCUGCUGAAGCUGGCAUGGUGGCGGCUGGGGCAGCGGUGGGGGCCACGGGGGCGGCGGUAGUUGGGGGUGGGGUGGGGGCCGGGCUGGCUGCUACGGUUGGCUGCAUGGAGAAAGAGGAAGAUGAGAGGGUACAAGGUGGGGACCGAGAGCCUCUUCUCCAGGAAGAAUAACAGCUAGGUGUUGAAGGGUUGAGGAGAUGAAAGGCGAGAGGAAAGGAUUCAGAGGGACCAGAGUAUAUGGGCCCCCUGAAUGCCCCAUGUCCAGUGGUGGCUGAGCUGGGGUUUAAGAUGGUCCAGGAACCUGAGCAGGCUUUCUGGCCAGGAGGCUGAGCUUGCGGUACAGUGGCUAGGAUGUGAGGCCCGUUUCUGGCUAUGGAUAAUUGCUAUUCACUGGAGCCUAAGAUCUCCCACCGUAAAUAAGGUUCCACCUCCCCCACCCUACUCCAGUUCAUUCCCCUGGAGGGCCCAGGCCUGGAGGUUUGCCCCUGGUUCCAGACCCUGUUCUUUUUAUAGUUGGGACAGGUCCCAGCAUGACUGGCUUUGGAGCCGGGGGCCUUGACAGGGAAGAAGGAGGAGGGACCACAGGGCAGAGAUGAGUAUGUCAGAUAGAGGUAUAACCCUGGAACAGUGACUUGUUCCCAAAAUGGCUCCAGAAGGGACAGACUUGGCUGGCCUUCCCCCACUCUUCAGCUGGGUGUCCUGAACCGCCCUGUACCCCAGCCUCCUGCAGUCCCCUGGAGCCUGUGCCCUGUGCCAAGCCUGUUUGGAUGGAUACAGACAGACUAAAUGCCAAAGAACCACACCUCCGAUUGCAUUCUGUGCUAGCAGUCCGCACCAGGUUCUGCCAAAGCAUGGUAAAAGGACAGCACAGGAGAUGAGUUCCGACCUUAACCACGGCCCCUUUCCCUUGAGCUGUGGGCCCUCUGUGCCACACUGUAAGACAUCCUUGAUACAGCUCUCUAAGCAAUAUGUCUCCAGAGAGUUUGUGGACAGGGAGUUUCUCUUGGGGGAUGGAAUUUCUAAGGGUACUUCCAGGCUAUUAAACCGUAAAGUACGUUGGGCACAUGACCCUUUAUUUUAUAUAAAAAUAAAAUGUGUGUGUGAAUGA
Meriones unguiculatus (Mongolian gerbil) is the source of this 3145-nucleotide messenger RNA. It is a transcript of the gene Rnf112, whose product is annotated as ring finger protein 112. The transcript is spliced from 16 exons. Bases 253 to 2208 code for a protein of 651 amino acids. The record is from RefSeq and is a predicted model, not a curated record. Lineage: Eukaryota; Metazoa; Chordata; Mammalia; Rodentia; Muridae. Gene Ontology annotation, molecular function: GTP binding; metal ion binding; GTPase activity. Gene Ontology annotation, biological process: protein homooligomerization; endoplasmic reticulum organization.